Molecule: messenger RNA, 2384 nt
Organism: Oppia nitens
Lineage: Eukaryota; Metazoa; Arthropoda; Arachnida; Sarcoptiformes; Oppiidae
Exons: 5
Coding region: 207-2297 (696 amino acids)
Source: RefSeq, a predicted model, not a curated record
CUAUUAACUACUGUAUGUUUAAUUUUUUUUUGAUAAAUAAAUUUUUAUAUAAAUUUUUUGUAAAUACAAUACUAUAUUUAUUGUGUAUGUGUUUUUAAGUGUCUCAUAAUAAAAUGUGAAAUCAUAGUUUCUUAUUUGUUUUUUAAUUAUUAAAAAAGUUAAACUAUUUUUAUUUUAUUUUUUUGAAUAAAAUAUUUACUAAAAAAAUGAAUACCUAUUUAAUAUUAUUUCUGUUUGGACUAUCAUUCAGCAUAAAUACCAUUAUCAGUGUUUCAUCGAUCAAUAAUUCAAAAUUAGGACUAACUGAGCUAUUAUGCGACAUGGAUAUGGAUGAUCCGGAAAAAUUCAUACAUAAUAGCUCAUCAUCAUCAUCGGCAACGGGAACCCAACCGGUACUCAAUAGGAAAUGUGUUCGCGUGGACAGUACCGACGGUAUCGGUACGAUAGUGUUUGACCCGAAUACUAUGCCAUUGAAACAAUGGUACGAAUGGCUGGCACUGGUACCCGAAAACUCUAGUGUACUGUUGACAUUGACCAACUUUACUAUCGACAUAGUGGACAUACUAUACAUACACGACGGCGAUUCGGUAGCCAACAAAACAUUACUGGUAACAGUUGGCCGUAUACUACCCACUACUGUAGUUUCAAGCGGUAAUCGACUAUUUAUUAGAUAUUGCCCGCAAACGGUUAGAUCAAAUCCGACUAAUAUAACAUUUAUUCCAAUUAAACAUGGUUGUGGACAUACCUAUACGGAACCAGAAGGUAUAAUCUAUAGUCCCGGUUAUCCUGAUGGCUAUUACAAUGGCAUAAACUGCGAGUGGAAGAUAACUGUGUCGACAUCAAAAUAUAUUGUACUAAUGUUUGACGAGUUUCAAACUGAACCCGACAACGAUAUGUUGCGCAUCGGUAGCUACUAUAGGACUCUGAGCGGUAAUGAUAAUCCGGGAAACUUUAUCUCAAAAUACAAUUAUAUGGAUCUGAUAUUUACGACAAAUCAGGCAAUUACUGGACGAGGAUUUAAGAUACGUUACACUUCAGUCAAUUGGGAUAAAAAUACAACAUAUCUUAUAUCUACCGCCAAUGCCUUAAUUGAAUACCAAUCAAACAUCAACAAAACAAUUGCCAUCAAUGGUCACAAUUGGCUGGAAGUGAUUGGUUAUGAUAAGCGAAAAAAUCUUGUUAUAUGCUAUGACAGAGAUUUAGAUAAAUUGCUAUUAAAAUCAGUGAAAACAAACUUAAUCAAUAACACUGUUAUUAGUGGCAAAACACGAGAGAUUAAACUUAUGGGACGGCCUACUAGUAUCACCUAUCACUGGAUCUAUGAUUUGGUCUAUUGGAUAGACCUGGAGUCCAAACAUAUUAUUGCAUUAAACAUUACCGACACCGACAACAACAAUAUCUAUACUAUCGCUGAUCUAUCGGACGAAACGCCACGCGAUUUGCAGGUAAACAUUGUAAAGUCGUCGCUAGUUUGGAGCAAUAUUGGUGACAACCCGUGUAUAAUGCACUGUCAAUUGGACGGUAAUAACCAAUCGGUACUCUACCGUAAUCAGAGGCAGGCAUUUCAUUUGACAGUCGACUAUCAGACUGAACGAUACUAUUUUAUUGAUAUUACCGAUCAUACACUUUAUGCCAUUAAUUUUGAUGGAAACCAUGAGAUUCGUGUUUUAAAGUCUAGCGAAUACUUUGACUCAAUUCGGUCGAUGACUGUCCUCAACAAUGACCUGUAUUUGUCUACCGAUGAAAUGAUCUAUCGUAUGCCUCAUUUGGAUUUGGCCAUCAAUCGCAUCCAAGUACUAUACAAAACAUACAUGUUUUCUAUCUAUCAGUAUAGUAUGCAAAAAGCUGUCACAAUUGACAGAAAACAUAUAUAUGGUUUCAAGAUUGUGGAUAAUAUUGAUCUCCAACCCCCAGCAAACAAUAUUUGUUACUUACAUAACUGUCCACAUAUUUGUUUACCAAGUACUGGCCAGUCGUAUUCAUGUAUAGAGCCCGACAGCUAUCUCACAAAAUUGCCAAAACCUGUUCAAAAUUUGACAAAAAUUAUCAAUAAUUUUGUCUAUAAAUAUCAAUCGGACAAACACUCGUUGAUUAACUCGAUAUUCAUAUCAGUAUUAAUUGUGACAAACAUUUUGUUUGCGAUCAUGUUUUACAGAUCUAAAAUAACUGGUUUUUAUAGUAGGCUAACCAGUACUGGUAGGCUAUCAUCAGCACAGGUAGAUAGACAUGUUGAUUUUGUUAACAAAUUGAGCGAUAAUAAUCUACUACUUAAUGAAGAUGAUAACUCAGAUCUAUAAUAUAUAUAUAUUAUUAAUAAUAUUAUUAUUAUUAUUAGUAUUUCAUUGACGUUGAUGUUAGUCAUUAUAAUACUACUCUAAUUAACA